AUGAGUCCUCCCCGGAUUUUGCGAAUUUCUCGAUCUGAUUCACAAGAUGCCUUCGUUCUGGUUCACGUCGUCAACACCGGGCCCGCAGCGCUUGACCUGACCCUCACUGCCACUGAGGGAGAGUGCCCUUACGUAGCCUGCGUCAAACAAUCUCGCCUAAAAGAUCUUUGCGUCAAGAAUUAUCAAGGGACGGAGGAGGAGUGGGCUCGAAUUGUCUCCCGCGUCCUAGGGCAAUCCACCGAAGUUGACGAGCUGGCUUCGACCGGAAUUGAAACCACCGCUAGCAUUUCCGGCUCUGGUGAUGACGGACAAUUGAUUAUCGCCAUCCGAAACAGGGUUCAAUCUAUCACACAACGGCUCGGUACUAUAGUUUUCAAACGGGACGAUGAGCAAGCCAUUGAACUCUUUGAAUGGUCAGGAACAGCUGCAUCCAGAGCCGAUGCGCUGCAGCAGCAUGUUACGAACCUGACCAACCGCUACCGUGUCGCCGAAGAUACCAUUCAAAAGCUGAAUGAGCAACUGGAGGAGCUCCUUCGAGCCAAGGAUAAUCAUGAAAGCCAACUAGUGGCCAACUUCGCUCAGCUUUUGAAUGAAAAAAAGCUGAAAGUUCGCAACCAGCAGCGUCUUCUCGCAUCCGCCUCCGCAGAUCCGGCGAAAGUCUUCGAGAUUCAAACUGCUACCGGGAACCCCCCCAAAGCCGGCGAAUCCCGCCACACAUCAAAACGCCAUGCGCGUGAAAUGGAGCAAGCGGAUGGAGAGUCAGACGGGGGCUUCGAACAGAUGGAUGUCGACGAGAACAGGACCGAUGACGGUUCUCAGAUUGGCCCGGCCACAGAUCAGGCUACUGAUGAGGGUACCGACAACGAAAGGCAAUUAUCAUCGCAACCGGCCACGGACGACGAACUUGAUUUGCCCGGUCAAGCGACACAAUCUGAGGCAGCAUCACAGCAAGCGAGGGCAGCCCCUCCGCGGAGAGAGCUCCCUUUUACCAGACGGGAUCAACGAAGGGAAGAACCGAGCGAAGAGGCGGAGGACACUGCAGGAGAAUCCGAUGAUGACGAGCUGUGA
This is a messenger RNA of Penicillium cinerascens, 1068 nucleotides long. RefSeq lists its product as uncharacterized. Lineage: Eukaryota; Fungi; Ascomycota; Eurotiomycetes; Eurotiales; Aspergillaceae. The transcript is spliced from 4 exons. Bases 1 to 1068 code for a protein of 355 amino acids. The record is from RefSeq and is a predicted model, not a curated record.